Molecule: messenger RNA, 1332 nt
Organism: Hypoxylon fragiforme
Lineage: Eukaryota; Fungi; Ascomycota; Sordariomycetes; Xylariales; Hypoxylaceae
Product: DUF1681-domain-containing protein
Exons: 1
Coding region: 361-1203 (280 amino acids)
Biological process (GO): endocytosis
Cellular component (GO): clathrin vesicle coat; membrane
Source: RefSeq, a predicted model, not a curated record
CCUAGCAGCAGCCUACCAGCACGUAUCAUAUGUACAUACUACAUACUACAUACUACUAGCUAGUGUCUAUACUACUAGUAGUACAUAAAGCUCUAAGCUCCGCAAGCCGAGUGUCCUCAGGCUGUUGUACAUACAAAAACUUUGAAUUCAAACUUUAGAGUUCGGACGGAUCCAACGACAUAAAAAAAAGGGGGUAGGAUACCCUGGGCAGAUUGAAACUCAAUCAUUUACUAACAUUGGAAAGAGAAGGAGAAGAAGAAGAGUCAGUGCAAGUCAAUUUCAGUCAAGUCACUGACUCAAGUUCUUACUUACCGGUACCCAAAAAAAAAGAUUAAAAAGAAAUAAAAAGAAAAUAGAAAAAUGGAAUUACUAGAUCCGGCCACCGGCCGAACUCUACCAUCUGACGCCAUUCAAAGAGUUCUCUUCGUAGCGAGCCCCGUGCACGUCUACAACAUCCCGCCCAUGGUCCCCGGAAAGGGCCAUGUCGCCGCCGGCUGGACCGCCGAGGACAGCAACCGGCAAAUCUUCACCGCGCGCCUGCGCGUCAUCGAGACCGCCGUCCCGGUGGCCGGCAUCAACAGCAACAGCAACAGCGGUGAGGAGGAGCAGGAUGAGGAGGAGGAAAAGGUGAAGGCCGACAUCGUGCUCGAGGACGCCUCCAACGGCCAGCUCUUCGCCGCCGCGCCGUACACCGCCUCGGCCGUCGUCGAGUCCGUCGCCGACAGCUCGCGCUUCUUCGCCCUGCGCGUCCAGGACGAGGCCGGCCGCAAGGCCACCCUCGGCAUCGGCUUCGAGGAGCGCAGCGAGGCCUUCGACUUCGGCGUCUCCCUGCAGGAGGCCCAGAAGACCCUCGACUGGGCCGUCAGCCACCAGAACGCCGCUGGUGCUGGUCAGGUUGGCAAGAAGUCCACUCUCGAGCGCAAGGACAGCGCCGAGAAGCGCGAUCUCAGCCUGAAGGAGGGCGAGACGAUCACCAUCAACCUGCCCGGCAGGUUCGGCAGAAGAAAGCCGGACCCGCCGCCCGCGUACGAGUCCAAUGAGAUCCUCUCCUCCUUCUCCCUACCCCCUCCCCCCGCUCCAUCGUCAUCGCCUCGCGGUGCCGGCAUACUCCCUCCGCCGCCGAGUGCUCAGAGCGUCCGGCAAAAGCGACUGUCCGCACAGGAGUUGGGUUUCGACGAUGGGAAGUUUGGGGAAUUUGCUUGAAAUGCAUGCAUGCACACGUGGUCUGGUCUUGAGUUCUGGUUUUUUGGUUGGUUUUUUUUUUUUUUUAUGAUUGUUAAGGUUGCUUUGCUUGCUUGUUCCUAGAUUCUACUACAGCUUUGCGCACCACGG